AUGGCCCCUCCGGGCCCGGCUGGCGCGCACCCCGCCCCGGCCGAGCCGCUGUCCCGCAGCAUCUUCCGGAAGUUCUUGCUGAUGCUCUGCUCCCUGCUCACGUCCCUGUACGUCUUCUACUGUCUGGCCGAGCGCUGCCGGACCCUGUCGGGCCCCGUCGUGGGGCUGUCGGGCGGCGAGGAGGUGCGCGCCCCGGGUCGCGGCGCCCUGGCCGGAGGCCCCCGCGAGCUGGCGGCGUGGCCCGCGGCGCAGAGAAAGCGCCUUUGGCAGCUGCGGCCGUGGAGGAGGCGCCGGCGGCCUCCGGGGCGCGACGGCGGCGAGGAGGCGGCCUGGGAGGAGGAGACCCCCAGCCUGGCCGGGGGUCCCGGGGGCUCCGGGGCCGGGAGCAGCGUGGCCGAGCCCCCGCCAGGGACCCUGGCGCUGCUGCUGGACGAGGGCAGCAAGCAGCUGCCGCAGGCCAUCAUCAUCGGCGUGAAGAAGGGCGGCACGCGGGCGCUGCUCGAGUUCCUGCGCGUGCACCCCGACGUGCGCGCCGUGGGCGCCGAGCCCCACUUCUUCGACCGCAGCUACGACAAGGGCCUCGCCUGGUACCGGGACCUGAUGCCCAGAACCCUGGACGGGCAGAUCACCAUGGAGAAGACGCCCAGUUACUUCGUCACCCGGGAGGCCCCCGCGCGCAUCUCGGCCAUGUCCAAGGACACCAAGCUCAUCGUGGUGGUGCGCGACCCGGUGACCAGGGCCAUCUCGGACUACACGCAGACGCUCUCCAAGCGGCCCGACAUCCCCACCUUCGAGAGCCUGACGUUCAAAAACCGGAGCACGGGCCUCAUCGACACGUCGUGGAGCGCCAUCCAGAUCGGCAUCUACGCCAAGCACCUGGAGCACUGGCUGCGCCACUUCCCGCGCGGCCAGAUGCUCUUCGUGAGCGGCGAGCGGCUCAUCAGCGACCCGGCCGGCGAGCUGGGCCGCGUGCAGGACUUCCUGGGCCUCAAGAGGAUCAUCACCGACAAGCACUUCUACUUCAACAAGACCAAGGGCUUCCCCUGCCUGAAGAAGGCCGAGGGCAGCAGCAAGCCCCACUGCCUGGGCAAGACCAAGGGCAGGCCGCACCCCGACAUCGACCCCGAGGUGGUGCGGCGGCUGCGCGAGUUCUACCGGCCCUUCAACCGCAAGUUCUACCAGAUGACCGGGCACGACUUCGGCUGGGAUGGAUAACAAUAUAAUUUAAAAAGAAAAAAAAAAAGAAUCAAAUAUAAUAUAUUUUUUUACCAAUCGGUAGAGAAAAGGCAGUUUAAUAUUUGUGCUGAAAAUAUUUCUUUCACUAGUUUUUUCAAUGAAUGUUAAGAGAUUGUUCUCACCUCUGACCCCAUCUUCAUGUG
Molecule: messenger RNA, 1379 nt
Organism: Eptesicus fuscus (big brown bat)
Lineage: Eukaryota; Metazoa; Chordata; Mammalia; Chiroptera; Vespertilionidae
Gene: HS3ST3A1
Product: heparan sulfate-glucosamine 3-sulfotransferase 3A1
Exons: 2
Coding region: 1-1215 (404 amino acids)
Molecular function (GO): [heparan sulfate]-glucosamine 3-sulfotransferase activity
Source: RefSeq, a predicted model, not a curated record